AUGACCAUCCCAGUACCUACUGAGUCUGACCUUCUUGUGACAACGAGCGCUCCCAUUCCGCCGUCUCAUUUUUACGGCGAAUCUGGCAGUGUUCGACGUUCCUCACGACCGAAAACUUCCUUGUUCAGCAGCGUAACAAAGAUGCCACGGAAGCGCUCAGCUUCGACAAACCUGGGGACAGAUACCUCGAUGAAGAUUCUGAAGAAGCAGAAGUUGGAAGAGAAGAAAGCGAAUACUGUCUUAGUUCACGAAAAACGGGUGGCUCGAGAUAUUGCUAUGGGUAAUUGGCUUCGCGCUAAUCGUGACUAUUUUGAGCCACUACUGCCAUCCAUCACGACAUUUGAACACUAUCUCGGGCCGGGAACGUCAGGAGCCCCAGUCAAGUUUCAUUCGCUUCAAGUGCAGCCUAAUGAUAUAAAAGGAGGCGAAAUGAAAGAUUACCAACUCCAUGGCCUGUCUUUUCUUGUAUGGAUGUACAAAAAUGGCAUGAACUGUAUUUUGGGAGACGAGAUGGGGUUAGGAAAGACGCUGCAGACCCUCUCUCUAUUCGCUUACAUCAAGGAGAACUCCUCAAGUCACGAUGAUCCGCACCUCGUUAUAUGCCCAUUGUCCGUUCUGUCCUCCUGGGAAGCAGAAGCAGCCAGAUGGCUCCCUUCAAUGCGGACGGUCCGCUUUCAUGGACCUAGUGCCCAGCGAACCAUGAUAAAGAAGACAUUCCUAGAGAACUCCUUUGAUAUAGUUUUGACCACCUACGAUGCGUUUUCUGCCGAAGUAUCGUGGUUUAAAUCUCGUCGCUGGACCUACUGCGUACUCGAUGAAGGACACAAGAUCAAAAACUCGGGGACGCAGGUGGCGCAAAACUUACAGUCGAUUGGCAGCCUCUACCGGCUAGUCUUGACCGGUACUCCAGUUCAGAAUAACCUCGUCGAGGUUUGGGGACUUCUUCAUUUCCUCUAUCCUAACAUUUUUACGGCGAAGACGGAGCAAAAAUUCCUCGAAUCGUUCGAUUUAAGUAAGGGGAUCUACGACGUACCUUUUCUUGGCGCAGUCCAGAAAUUGUUGUCGGUAAUCAUGCUUAGGCGUACGAAAUCCGUCGUUUCUGUGGAUGUACCACCCAGGGAUGAAACCACGGUCUUUAUUCCUUUGACCGAGGCUCAGAGGUUUUGGCACUACAGGCUUUUGUAUCGCAUAGACAUGGUCGAUCUCGAGCAAAUAUUCGACCCGCAGCUCGAAUUGGACAACAAGACUGCAAAUGAAGGUCGCAGGGAAGUUUUAUCGCAUCUACAGAACGAUGUUAACAACGGAACAACGCAAGACAAGAAAUUGUGGCAGCGACUCAGCUUCAUCCUCAUGCAGCUACGUAUGCUAUGCGAUCAUCCCUAUCUUUUACCCGAUGCUCAGCCUGACCCAUACACAAAGGGAGAGCACAUUGUUGCGUCUUCUUCGAAAAUGAUAGCAAUAGAUAAAAUCCUCGCGGACGUUCUUCCAAAGGGAGAGAGGGUGAUUAUAUUUUCGCAAUGGACGGGAAUGCUUGAUCUCUUGGAAGACUUUAUGGUCCUUCGAAACAUACGCUUUGCCCGAUUAGACGGGUCAACAACCAGACCUCGUCGGAAUUUAGAUAUCAAAUUGUUCCAACGAGAAAAAUCGCCGUAUCAAGUGUUCCUCAUCUCGACCCAAGCCGGUGGUCUCGGCAUUAACCUUACGAAGGCUCAGAACGUCAUUAUGUGCGACAGUAGCUGGAAUCCCCAGAAUGACUUGCAAGCCAUUGCCCGAGCUCAUAGGAUCGGUCAGACGAAGACGGUGAAGGUAUAUAGACUGAUAUGCCGAGGAAGUGUCGAGGACCAAAUGCUGGACCGGUUACGGAGGAAAUUGUUCCUGUCUCUGAAAAUUAUGGAUGGCGAUUCCUCGUCAUCAGAAAACCCCUCCUUGGGAUUGACUGAAUUGAAAGAUAUUCUUCGAAAGGGCAGCAGCGCGUUGUCUUCAUCCGACGAUCACAUGAACCUGGGUCGUUUCCUUGAUGCAUCUCUGUCUGACAUCUUGGGUGCCUCGCGGGCACGAGAGGAUGCCCGUGAUGCGAAGAUGAAGCAAAAUGCCGGGAAGGAUGACUCUGCGAUUGCCAAAGACCUUGUUCUCAGUGCUGAAGAGGAAGAACGGCAGCUCUUGAGCGGUAUCGCGCAGGUGAAAUGUCGAUUAUUUGAAGGGAAUAUCGUCGAGAAGGCGAAACACGUGGAAGAUAUUGUCCCGAAGUUGAGCACCCAGAAACGCGCAAGGAAUGAUAACACGGUGACAAUAAGCGGGAUGACAUUCAUCGUAGACGGCCCUUCACCGGAAGAUAUUCAGGAGAGAGCGCAGCAGCGGCAGCGGGAUAUAAUGGAAGUCAAGAAGGCCAAAAAGAAGAAGAGACAGUGGGAGAACGAGGACUGGUGUGUACAUUGUCGUGAAGGAGGAGAGUUGGUGACCUGUGAUCAUUGCCCGAGAGUUUUUCACGCGGAAUGCUAUGGGAUAUCGCAACGUGAGGCCAACAAGAGGGCAUUCUUGGUCUGUAAACAACAUUCGUGUUGCGAGUGCUCGCGUUCGACGGCCCAAUCCGGUGGAAUGCUUUACAGGUGCCGAACGUGUCCACGCGCUUUCUGCGAAGAUUGUCUUCCUGAUGAGAUCAAUGAUGUUGGUGAUGUACUGCCGGAAUACCAACUAUUGAACUACGGCCAGACGCCUACAGCCUUUUAUAUACAGUGUCACUUUUGUGAUAUUCAAGCGAAGGAGGAUCCCACCUGGUGGUCCGAAUGGCAGGUAGAGAUUGCCAAGGCAGAAAAGGAAGUUAACAAGUCGCUAGGAAAAUGA
This is a messenger RNA of Desarmillaria tabescens, 2841 nucleotides long. RefSeq names its product P-loop containing nucleoside triphosphate hydrolase protein. Bases 1 to 2841 code for a protein of 946 amino acids. Gene Ontology annotation, molecular function: ATP binding; ATP-dependent chromatin remodeler activity; DNA binding. The record is from RefSeq and is a predicted model, not a curated record. Lineage: Eukaryota; Fungi; Basidiomycota; Agaricomycetes; Agaricales; Physalacriaceae. The transcript is spliced from 21 exons. Gene Ontology annotation, cellular component: nucleus. Gene Ontology annotation, biological process: positive regulation of transcription by RNA polymerase II.